Messenger RNA from Sardina pilchardus (European sardine), 950 nucleotides. RefSeq names its product molybdopterin synthase catalytic subunit. The transcript is spliced from 5 exons. Gene Ontology annotation, biological process: Mo-molybdopterin cofactor biosynthetic process. Bases 142 to 615 code for a protein of 157 amino acids. NCBI's taxonomy places the organism in Eukaryota, Metazoa, Chordata, Actinopteri, Clupeiformes, Clupeidae. Gene Ontology annotation, cellular component: cytosol. The record is from RefSeq and is a predicted model, not a curated record. Gene Ontology annotation, molecular function: molybdopterin synthase activity.
CUGUGCGUAUUGCGCGAGCAGGUGGUGCUGGCAGUGCGCCAAGAGUACGUGGAUUUGGGUGACCAGACUGUCAGUUUACGCGACGGGGACGAGGUGGCAGUCAUCCCACCCCUUAGCGGGGGUUGAUCACCGAGCCCAGGGAUGUCUGAGGAUGUGAACAGUCCACGUGACCUCAUCAAACUCACACAUGAAAAACUCUCAUCUGAUGAUGUGUCCACCUCUAUCACCUGUCCAUCUUGUGGAGCCAUAUCUAUGUUCAUUGGAACUACAAGAGACAAUUUUGAAGGUAAGAAGGUGAUACAGCUGGAGUACGAAGCCUACACCCCCAUGGCUGAGUCGGAGAUGAAGAAGAUUUGCACCAGCAUCAGAGCCAAGUGGCCCACAGUAAGGCACAUCUGUAUCCAGCACAGAUUGGGUGUUGUCCCUGUGACAGAAGCCAGUGUGAUUGUGGGGAUUUCAUCGCCACACAGAGUUGACUCUUUGGAGGCGGUGAGGUUCUGCAUCGACACCCUCAAGGCCUCUGUGCCCAUUUGGAAAAAGGAGGUCUAUGAAACUGAAGAGGCCAGCUGGAAACAGAACAAGGAGUGUUUGUGGUCAGUUGCUGGGAAGAAAUAGGGAAUGUAUGUACAACCCACAAGAUUCACACUGGAAUAUAUUUGUUAUGCCAUUUCGAUUUACAUACUGAACUGGUUCACACCUCAAUCUGUUUUUAAUGAAAUACAACAGACUUGGCUUUAAUGCAGUAGCAUUAUGUCAGAACUAUAUUGAAUAGUGUUAUGACAAAUUUGUCAUCAGACUAAUCUAUGUUAUCUAAGUUAAUGAAUGAAAUACUUACAAUCAUUACAAUACAAUACUGACAAUGUAUUGACAAUAUUCUUUGUAAGUUCACUGACUGGGGUGCCUUAAUUGAAUAAAGAUAUCAAUAUUUUAACACAGUUGAAGUCAAAACC